AUGGAGUGGCUUCCAGAUUCUGAUCCUUUUAUAGCCCCUAACCGUCUCCACCAGUUUGACUACGAAUUUGAAGUCCGCACUAAGGGGCAGCAUUGCAAAGUUAUCCAGAACUGGGGAUCGGAUGCAACUCAGAAGUCUCAAGUAAUUGACUUACCAGACCAUGAAAGUUGGGAGAAUUGGAUACGGACUUUGCCUUUCAUUCGGGAUGGCUUCUCCGUUGACCGAUUACCUGAGAAUGGGUUUAUAAUCAUCUGCGUUCCCCGUGCGGAAGAUGUUCAACUCACGAAUUGUGCUGUGCCUGCGGCAUACACAGACAUCCCCAUAGACAAGGACUGUUCGGAGAGUUUUGAGAAGAUACUCAGGGCCUUUCACUUACCUGGCCACUUCCCAAUGCUCGCGGUAAGACGGCAAACCUCAAUGACCUCGGUAGCUCGCACACACAAGUUUCCCGAAGGCCCAGAGGGAAUUUGGAUGCACACUGCAUCCGUAAACUCGGAUUCCAACGAACACUCAUUUGCCAUGGAGGCAACUUAUUUCGAGAAGAAGAAAUUGACACUGGCUAUCAUGUUCUGCUGUUCAGACGAUCAGGUUAGACAUGUUCGCGCGCUCGUAGACCUUAAUCACGACGCCAUAGGAUACCCAUUUCUCAUGUUGAGCAUCUAUAUCGAGUUGCAGCACGAACGUCUUGCCCAAAUGAUCCGUACAAGGCAUACUCAAUUCGACAAUCUCAUGGGAGAACGAGCGUUCCAGGAAGCGAAGGAAAUGAAGGAUCGUUUCAGUUGGGAAACUAUCCAUAAGGUUAGGUCGACCCGAGAAGCCAUCCGGAAGGUCGAGGUAGAAGUUGAAGCCACGAAACUCCAUGCGCAUAAAGUUCUCUUGGAUUUACAAAUGCUUGAGAAUUCUAAAGACGAGCGUUUGACGAGAGUGACAAAGACGAUCACGGAGCGGUUUAACGAUAUAAUUAUGACGCUCAAUGGCCAAAGCUCUAAGUGCCGAAUACUUGUUGAGGAUAUCUCAUUCGCUACCGACAUAAUGAGGAGUGAGUUAUCAAGGCAAGAAGCCCAGACCAGUGCCGAAAAUGCAAGAUUUGCCACCGGUAUCGCUUUCAUCGCUAUGAUCUAUCUUCCCCUAUCAACUACAGCGACCAUAUUCUCUAUGCCCAUUUUUCAGUGGUCUAAUGACUGGAGAGAUUCACUAUAUCGCCCAGUGGAUAGUGGAGACACGUCAAAUACAGGAGGCUCUGGCGGUACGCCGGGGUCACCGGUAGUAUCGGGUUAUAUCUGGCUCUACAUUUCGAUCACCAUUUGCCUAACCGUCGUCACUUACGCUGCGCUCAAGGUAUACAUGAAAAUAUGGUUCAGCGGGCAGCGCACAUCUAUACUUCCCCAAAACUCGCACAAACAGCAAUUAUCGGACUACAAAUCCUCUUCCUAG
Daldinia caldariorum is the source of this 1434-nucleotide messenger RNA. RefSeq lists its product as uncharacterized. The record is from RefSeq and is a predicted model, not a curated record. NCBI's taxonomy places the organism in Eukaryota, Fungi, Ascomycota, Sordariomycetes, Xylariales, Hypoxylaceae. The transcript is spliced from 7 exons. The coding region runs from base 1 to 1434 and encodes 477 amino acids.